Messenger RNA from Debaryomyces fabryi, 1641 nucleotides. Its product is annotated as arylsulfotransferase family protein. The transcript has a single exon. Lineage: Eukaryota; Fungi; Ascomycota; Pichiomycetes; Serinales; Debaryomycetaceae. The record is from RefSeq and is a predicted model, not a curated record. The coding region runs from base 1 to 1641 and encodes 546 amino acids.
AUGAAAUCAAUUCAAUUAAGAAUUCUCUUGCUAUCAUCCUACCUCAUUAGCGUAGUCUUUGGCGAUUGGCAAUAUCGCUCACGUCCUGAUUUAGCUCCUCCGAAGUUAAAUAUUACAAUACUUCCAAAUGAAGAUGUGUCACCAGGCUAUUUAUUCCUUGCUCCAUUUAGUGGGUAUGCUGAUAUUGAUACUUUUCACGGACCUCGUCAAGCAGCUCCAUAUAUAUUUAGCAGCGACGGAGAAUUGGUCUGGUCUGGGUUUAGUUAUUUUUCUAUAUGGGCAACAAAUUUCCAAGCUGGUAAGGUCAAUGGGGAAGAUGUCUUAUUUUCCUUUGAGGGGUCGCAUAACCCACGUUAUGGGCAUGGUCACGGUCAUAUAACAUUUUUAAACCAAAAUUACGAAACUAUCAAAGAACUUAGGGCUGGGAAUCAUAAGAUUAUUGACAAACAUGAAUUCCAUAUAAUUAAUGAAACAUCAGGAUUAGUACAGAUUUAUCAGCCAGUUCCUAAGGAUUUGACACCAUAUGGAGCAUCUCCAGAACAGCAAUGGAUAGUAGAUGCUAUUUUUCAGGAAAUAGAUAUAAAUACUGGCGAAGUCUUAUUCGAAUGGUCCUCGUUAGAGCAUAUUUCGCCUGAUGAGUCUGUCUUGCCAAUUGUCCAAGGACAAGCUGGAUCAGGAUAUAAUUCAAGUGACGCUUGGGAUUAUUUCCACAUUAAUUCGGUUGAUAAGGAUGAAAAUGGUGAUUACUUACUUUCUGCGAGGGAUGCAGCAUCAUUGUAUAAGAUAGAUGGAAAUACAGGAGAAGUAAUUUGGAAAUUAGGAGGCCUACCAGGUAUUACCAGUUCUGAUUUCAAGGCUGAUAAAAACUUGACAUUUUCUUUCCAGCAUCAUGCUAGAUACUUAUCAACGUCUGAAGAUGGUACCAAGCAAUUAAUAUCGUUCUAUGAUAAUUCAGCUCAUGGGACUGAGAACAAAAAUGGCCGUGUUGUAAAAUAUAAUGAACAUUCGAGUGGAAAAAUCAUAGAAGUUGAUACAAAGAACUGGAAUGCAAAAUUGCUCUUUAACGGAAUUUCACCUGAUAAAUUGCUUUCAAAGUCACAAGGAUCCACCCAAGUCUUAGCAAAUGGAAACGUUUUAGUCAAUUGGGGAUCAGAAGGUGCGAUCACGGAAUUUAAAGACGAAAAACCAAUAUUCAAUGCUUUCGUUGAUUCAGGAGAAUUAGGUGUUCAUGCUGAAAACUAUCGUGCUUUUAAAUACAACUGGACAGGUAAGCCAAAUGAAAAAAUUGCUUUAUUGAGCGAAUUUACAAAGGAUGGGUCUACAAAUAUAUACGUUAGCUGGAAUGGAGACACUGAAACAAAGAAAUGGAAAUUUUAUUCUGUUGAGCGUAAUGGUUCUAAACGAUUCAUCGGAGAGACUUCAAGAAAGGGAUUUGAAAGCAUCAAAACAUUUGACACAAAGCAUGAAAGGGUUUUAGUAGAAGCUUAUGACUCGGAUGAGGUUCUAUUAUCUACGUCGGAUCCUGUGAAAACAGAAGCGCAAAUUUUGCAAGUGGAACGUAGUAAACAAGAUCUUGAACCCGUAAGUGGUUAUCAGACAUAUUUCGAUAUCAUUUCAAGGUUAGAUUCUAUAGUGUUUUGA